AUGGGAAGGUUCAAGCUCGCCUUGCUGCCCGUCCUUCUCGUCGCGGUCGUCGCCGCGGUGGCCGGCGAUGAGCUCCGCACGUUCAUCGUCCACGUGCAUCCUCGCGAGAGCCACGUGUUCGGCACGGCCGACGACCGGACGGCGUGGUACAGGACGUUCCUCCCGGAGGACGGGCGGCUCGUCCACUCGUACCACCACGUCGCGAGCGGCUUCGCCGCGCGCCUGACGGAGCGGGAGCUCGAGGCGCUGUCCGGCAUGCCCGGGUUCGUCGCGGCGGUACCGAACCAGGUGCACAGGCUGCUGACGACGCACACGCCGCAGUUCCUCGGGCUGGACCUGCCGCAGAGCGGCAGGAACUACACCUCCGGGUUCGGCGAGGGCGUCAUCAUCGGCGUGCUCGACAGCGGUGUCUACCCCUUCCACCCCUCCUUCAGCGGCGACGGCAUGCCGCCGCCGCCGGCCAAGUGGAAGGGCCGCUGCGACUUCAACGCCUCGGCGUGCAACAACAAGCUCAUCGGCGCGCGCUCCUUCGAGUCGGACCCGUCCCCGCUCGACAAGGACGGGCACGGCACGCACACGUCGAGCACAGCGGCGGGAGCGGUCGUGACGGGCGCCCAGGUGCUCGGCCAGGGCUACGGCACCGCUUCAGGUAUGGCGCCCCGCGCGCACGUCGCCAUGUACAAGGUGUGCGGCGACGAGUGCACCACCGCCGACAUCCUCGCCGGCAUCGACGUGGCCGUCGGCGACGGCUGUGACAUUCUCUCCUUGUCCCUUGGCGGGCCGACGCUGCCGUUCUACAGGGAUGGCAUCGCCAUCGGCACGUUCGGCGCCGUAGAGAAGGGCGUGUUCGUCAGCAUGGCGGCCGGCAACGACGGCCCAGGUGUCAGCACGCUAUCCAACGAUGCGCCGUGGAUGCUCACCGUCGCAGCGAGCACCAUGGACCGUCUGAUCGUUGCCCAGGUGCGUCUCGGGAACGGCGCCACGUUCGAUGGCGAGUCCGUUUACCAGCCAAACAUCUCGACGACCGUCACGUACCCGUUGGUCUACGCGGGCGCCAGCUCAACGCCCGACGCCAACUUCUGCAGCAACGGCUCGCUGGACGGCUUCGACGUCAAGGGCAAGAUCGUGCUCUGCGACCGUGGCAACGCCGUCUCGAGGCUCGAGAAGGGCGCCGAGGUGAAGAGAGCCGGUGGCUUCGGCAUGAUUAUGGCCAACCAGUUCGCCGACGGGUACAGCACCAUCGCCGACGCGCACGUCCUCCCGGCGUCGCACGUCAGCUACGACGCCGGAGUUAACAUCAAAAAGUACAUCAACUCGACGGCGAACCCGGUGGCGCAGAUCAUCUUCAAGGGCACCGUCCUUGGCACGUCGCCAGCCCCGGCUAUCACUUCGUUCUCCUCGCGUGGGCCCAGCGUCCAGAACCCCGGCAUCCUGAAGCCCGACAUCACAGGCCCCGGCGUGAGCGUGCUCGCGGCGUGGCCAUUCCAGGUCGGCCCUCCGUCGGCGCCCCUUUUCCCCGAGCGGCCGACCUUCAACUUCGAAUCCGGCACGUCCAUGUCGACGCCGCACCUCAGCGGCAUCGCCGCGCUGAUCAAGAGCAAGCACCCUGACUGGUCGCCGGCGGCGAUCAAGUCCGCCAUCAUGACCACCGCCGACCCCACCGACAGAUCCGGGAAGCUAAUAGUCAACGAGCAGCACGAGCAGGCCAACUUCUUCGCCACAGGCGCCGGACAGGUGAACCCGGACAAGGCAAUCGACCCCGGCCUGGUCUACGAUAUCGCCCCCGCCGACUACGUCGGCUACCUCUGUGGCCUGUACACGAGCCAGGAGGUCUCCGUGAUCGCGCGCCGCUCCGUCGACUGCUCGGCCAUCACGGUGAUCCCGGACCGCAUGCUGAACUACCCGUCCAUCUCGCUGACGCUCCCGUUGACGACGAACCCCACGGCCCCGGUGGUGGUGAGCCGCGCGGUGAAGAACGUCGGCGAGGCGUCGGCGGUGUACUACCCCCGCGUCAACCUGCCGGGCAUCGUGCAGGUGAAGGUCGCGCCGAGCUCGCUGCGGUUCACCGCCGCGAACCAGGUGCAGAACUUCACGGUGUCCGUGUGGCGGGGGCAGAGCACGGGCGCCAAGUUCGUGCAGGGCUCGCUCCAGUGGGUGUCCGACAAGCACACCGUGAGGAGCCCCGUGUCCAUCUCCUUCGCCUGA
Molecule: messenger RNA, 2205 nt
Organism: Panicum hallii
Lineage: Eukaryota; Viridiplantae; Streptophyta; Magnoliopsida; Poales; Poaceae
Product: subtilisin-like protease SBT1.2
Exons: 1
Coding region: 1-2205 (734 amino acids)
Biological process (GO): proteolysis
Molecular function (GO): serine-type endopeptidase activity
Source: RefSeq, a predicted model, not a curated record